AUGGUCCUCACGUCCAGUGCCAUGUUCUUGUCGGUCAUGGUCCCGCUUCCCUUCGACAUUGCAACAACGGUGAUGCGUUUCUGGAUCCGCUAUCGCAGGAAGGCAUGGGGCGCGGACGAUUGGGCCAUGCUCAUAACUUUGCCCUUCUACACCGUGGCGAUGGUUGCGACAGUGGCCAUGAGCUUCAGCGGUGUCGGCGCAAUCGAUGCGACAUCUACUCCCCAACAAAACAUCAACUCGCUUAGGUGGUUCUACGUCUUCCAGGAACCCUGGUGCUUCACUCUUGUGACGAUCAAGGCCGCUAUCGGCUUCGCCCUGAUACGGAUCGCCAACAGAAAGCGCUGGAUCGAGCUGGUGAUUUACCUCAACAUCCUCGUCUGCCUAGGUAUCAUCGGUGGGACCGGGAUGUAUCUGUUUUUCCAGUGUUCGCCAGUUCGGAAAAAUUGGUACACUGAUACACCUGGAGAAUGCAGGCCGCGCGAGAUACAGACCGGACUGUCGUACGCGGUCGCGGCCCUUUCGAUUAUUACCGAUUGGACUUUCGCAAUCAUCCCGGUCUGUCUGCUGUGGAACGUUCAGAUGAACCCGAAAGUAAAGUUCUCCGUCAUCAUAAUGCUGAGCUUGGGUGUAUUUGCGUCAAUUGCGCCUAUCGUACGUCUCAGGUUCCUGUUCGGCCUCAAUGACCAAAGUAGGUUCCUGGAGAACCUCAGCCCCAUUCUCGCUUGGGCGUCUGCCGAGAUGAACGUCGGCCUGAUCGUCGCCAACCUACCCGCCUGCCGCCCCGUCCUCGACUCCUUCAUCUCACGGCUCGCGAGUUCCAGAGGCGCUUCUCGAGACCGUACACUUGGAGCUGCCACCUCUCGAGGCGCAGGAAAGACAAUGGAUCGUUAUCUCGAGCUUGAAGAGCGAGGCAACGCCGGGCUCGAGACGACCAUCUACGGUAAACGAGACCGCGACAGUGGGAGCGAGCUAGACCUGGACGACGGCGAUUCGGAAAGCCAGAAAGGUAUCGUGGGCCUCAGGGAGCAGAGCAGUGGCCCGUUGAGGGUGCAGGUGAAGAGAGAUAUCAGUGUUGUCACGAGCCCGAGCGAGGUCUAG
This is a messenger RNA of Paraphaeosphaeria sporulosa, 1098 nucleotides long. RefSeq lists its product as uncharacterized. The transcript is spliced from 6 exons. Bases 1 to 1098 code for a protein of 365 amino acids. The record is from RefSeq and is a predicted model, not a curated record. NCBI's taxonomy places the organism in Eukaryota, Fungi, Ascomycota, Dothideomycetes, Pleosporales, Didymosphaeriaceae.